Trypanosoma cruzi is the source of this 1446-nucleotide messenger RNA. RefSeq lists its product as uncharacterized. Gene Ontology annotation, molecular function: protein binding. The record is from RefSeq and is a predicted model, not a curated record. Lineage: Eukaryota; Euglenozoa; Kinetoplastea; Trypanosomatida; Trypanosomatidae. Gene Ontology annotation, cellular component: cytoplasm. Bases 1 to 1446 code for a protein of 481 amino acids. The transcript has a single exon.
AUGUACAGUAGAGUAUUGGGCCUCACGAGCGAUGGGGACGAGAAGGAAGACGGGGCAGACGGGGUUGUUCUGCUGCGAAACGAAGUCUCGGAGUUUACACCUGCGGAAAUUCAGGCGUUAUCUCGUCUGGAGUUGAGUGAUGAUCCCACACCCAAUGCGGGCCACAUGCCUGUUGACGGGUGCAGUGCCCCCGAUGUUGGCUGCAAUGGAAGCAGAAGGAAGAGGAGGGUGAACACACGAGCGGCAUCUUCUUUUUUGAGAGGAGAACAUCAGAAAUGUUGCCGCUCCUUCAAGUCUCUUCUCCUCCCUGAAGAACGUGUGGGCGGCAAGGACAGCAUGGCAGACGCCGUGCUGAGCACUUCUCAGCUGCAUGCGGAGGACCGUGCGCUGCGUGACACUUCCGUUGUGGAGUGCUUUCUGAAUCUGACACAUCUUUACGUGCAACACAACCACAUCACGUCACUGGAGGGUCUCUCGUUGCUGGUCCAACUCACCGUUCUUGUGGUGCACCACAACGAGGUGGAGUCGUUGCGACCACUUGCAGACCUCGGCGCGCUGCGUUUUGUUGAUGCCCGAUUUAACUCCAUCUCCAAGUUGGACCCGUUGGAGGAUCUUCCCCGGGAGUCGCUGCGGUACCUCUCACUUUCGUCUAACCCGUGCUGCCGCGGCGAAUCCGCGGUGGCCGCAGAACGGGAUGCGUACAGGCAGAGUAUUCUGCAAUGCUGCCCGCUUCUUGAGAUGCUUGACGAUCUGCCGUGCCAAAUGUCAUCUUCCAGUGACGAGGAUGACAGUGUGGUGGAGGGAAAAGAAGAAGAAGAGGUGCCUGAUGAAGGGAGAACGUCGUCGCUUCUAACAUCUCAUGAUGACGCACCGGAGCAUCGUAGUCAUUUUCGCACACGAAUUAGCCAUCUGAUGAAGAUUCACAGAACGCCAUCCAUGAAUGCAUCGUUGCCGUCGUCCGCCGUGAGGAAUUCGUCAGGAUCCAACGACGCCACAACAACCGCUCGUCUUUGUCAACAAUUUGAGCAUCGCUCCGAGAACAUACGGAAGCAGGCAUUUGAUCAUGCGUUUAAACUGCCGUGUCCGGAUCAUUCUCGCUGGGCCGGCGAGAGCGUCAAGAAGAAUGGUCGGGAUGACGACAGAGGAGAUGAUGAAGAUGAGAGUGAUGUGCUGCCACUUUCGCUAAUGCAGGAAAGAGAAACAAAGUCACGUCUUUACGCUGACAUUCACUUUGCCUUGGGCACGAGUCAUGCUCAGGUUCAGCAGUUGAUGGGUAAUGUGUGGGAAGAUGUCGGCAAAGUGCUCCGCACGAGGCAGGCGUUGGUGAGACACCGCCGUGAGCGGAUGGAAUUGCAGCGAAAACAGCCCUCUGGUGCCUACACCGAAAGUCUCGCUUUGCUGCAGAAGGAAAAUCGCACGACGAAUUUAGAUAAAUACCGCAGAUGA